GUAGUAUCUCGGAGGCAUUUCACCGUUUCCCUCGAGAGCUUCCAUGAGAAACAACAGCAGUAGUCGCUCCAACUCGAAGUGGCGACAAACGUAAGGAGCGACCACAAUGGCAACCGAUCCCUCCGGGAUCCCUGACCAUGUACUGGGACCACCAGUCAAAGGCGAUGAUUGAAAACGACCCUUCUUCGGGUGACGAUUCACAAGAGAAUGCGAUUUCCACCGAACCAUCGGAUUCUGCCUCGCCUGAAACCGCUGUCUUGGAAGCAGAGCCCAACCAAAUGGCACCACAGUCCUCCUACGCCAGUACGGGAAAGGCAGAAAAAGCAGCAUCAUGUGAGGCUCCUUCGAAUGGCAACAACGACCAAUUUCCUUUUGAUAGGAGUUUGUUGUCACUGUCCGUAUUAGAAUUACGAAGAGCCUGGCAGGUCAAGGCAGCGUUCCGGAGUUUCUGUGAUCUCGAUUUCGAAAGUGACUUCAUGUUUGCACACCUUGCCAUUGCUGCCAAGGGUGAUUUGGAAUGGGCCAUCGAUAGGGCUUACAAAAUGCAACGAGUCCGCCGUGAAUACAAUGUUCUUGGAACGUACGAAGAAGGAGUCAAGGCAAUCCGUGUCUUUUUGGAUAUUGCACCCAAAACUCUCAUGUCAUUCAUGUACAAUCCCCGCUCUGGGAGAUCUGUGCUCGUCUUUGACAGUGCAGUGCCUCUGCAGGAACUUUGUCAUCAAAAAAAUAUGGACAUUACCAUUCGCGGUUCUUUCUAUCUAUGUUAUGCCACAUUUCCUACCCUCCAAUGUGUGCAUGUUUUGGCAACACGCAUUUAUUUGAGAUGGAAGGCUACAGUUGGGCACAGGGUGUGAUGCAGGCCAAGCUUUUUGCCAAGGUCGCCAACGACUCACACGGGGCGUUUCCUUCUGUGAUAAAAGAGACUCGCUUCUACAAUACCUCCAUGGUGUCGCAGAUGGUUUUCAACAUGGUGAAUCGAUUUAUUCCACAAGAAGUGUCAGAGAGACAAAGAUUGGGCUGCACAUUUUCGGGAGGUAGACUGUCCAAUUUCUACUUGGUGCCGACACCUGAAGAUGCCUUCCAACGUACUUAUCUCAACAUCUGCAAUGGCCUCAAGGUUAGGAUGGAAUGUGAGAAGGCAUUCUCUUUGGAUGAUUUCAAACAUCCACUUCCAGAGGGUACUGAAACUCUCGAGACUCCCCCAUGAUACCACGGAACCUAGUCCAGUAGCUCCUAGUCCUGAAUUUCAACUCUUCUUUGCUGAAGACUGGCCCUGGCUGGCUUCCGUAGAUAAUCUAACUUCUCUAAACCCCCGUUAUUAGUUCUUG
Seminavis robusta is the source of this 1328-nucleotide messenger RNA. The record is from the annotation of a GenBank genome assembly. Lineage: Eukaryota; Bacillariophyta; Bacillariophyceae; Naviculales; Naviculaceae.